This is a messenger RNA of Daphnia pulicaria, 3657 nucleotides long. RefSeq lists its product as uncharacterized. The record is from RefSeq and is a predicted model, not a curated record. The transcript has 2 exons. Lineage: Eukaryota; Metazoa; Arthropoda; Branchiopoda; Diplostraca; Daphniidae. Bases 1042 to 3657 code for a protein of 871 amino acids.
CCGGCGAAAUUAUGUUUGUGUCGAUUUAUCGCAAUCUGGCAACACUCUUUUCCCUUUCUUUCCCGCUGUCAGAAAUACGCCCUAACAUUCGUCUGCCCCUCGUUUCUAGGUCAGGUUGUCAGAGUUUGAGUUCUUGUAAAUCACCGGCAUUUACGUUUCUUUCUGUGAUUUUGUUUCCGUUUUUCUGUCUAACAGAGCUCAACUGUCUUGAGAUAUUCUGCAGUCUGUCAGUUUAUUCCACUGUGUGAUUCAUUCUAUGGUCUACAAAGCUUGCAAGCAACUUAUGUUUUGUCCUUGCUUCGCAGGUAUAAUUAGUGCUAGUCUUAUUAUAUAUUAUGUUACAUGUUCUUAUUCUAUCUUUGCCUCUUUCAGGCACCAUCGUUAACUCUCAUAGUCAUACUGCCAUUCUGGCAGACAAAUCUUACUCGAAUACAUUGAAGAGAAAACCCACUGCCGGCCUAUGCUCUAAUUUAGCUUCUGAACAUUUUGGUCCUUCGAACCGGAGCUUUAGUCAGUGAAGGUGGUGGCCAGCUUAUUGUUCAGCCAACAUCAUCAUCGUUGGCCCCUCAUCAUUCUGCUACAUGAGUUCCUGUAGCCAGCCUUCUACUGCCAGCAUUUACAACGUUGGCCUGUCACCAUCCUGCUGUUCAAGUCCAUCGUGUGCAGCCAUUCUACACAGCCAACAUCCAUUGUUGGCCAGCCAUCAUUCUGCUACACGAGUCCUGUAGCCAGCCUACUACAGCCAGCAUUCACAACGUUGGCCUGUCACCAUCCUGCUGUUUAAGUCCAUCGUGUGCAGCCAUUCUACACAGCCAACAUCCAUUGUUGGCCAGCCAUCAUUCUGCUACACGAGUCCUGUAGCCAGCCUACUACAGCAAGCAUUUACAACGUUGGCCAGUCAUAUCACUGCUGCCCAGUUCUUCAUGGUCAGCUGCUUCCCACAUUCGUCAUUAGUUCUUCAUCCCUCUGCUGUCCAGGCCUUCGUGGUCAGCUUGCGUCAACCAACGCUUCCGUCAACGUGAGCUGUGUGUUUCCACCCAUAUGCCUUAUCUGAUUCAUCCAACUAGAUCAACCGAAGCCCAGGCAGCUCCUGCCCAAUCAGCUCAAGCCAAUUCAGCCAUGCCGAAUCCUGGUUUCGGAUCCAGCUUAGAAGAAGACGAAAGUCGAAAGGUGAGCCCACCUGCUGGAGAUGUCGAGCUCACAAAGAAGAGGAGAACCACCGUCCGCAGUCAGAUCACCUCGACGAUUCGACAGAUUCGUGCCAGUAUCGAUCAGUGUGGAUCGCGUGGAAGUAUAGCUGGCCUCGUCAAACACCUCCAGAGCUUAGCAACAACAGCUACACUCUUGCACACUGACUUGCUUAUAGUCGAAGAUGCAAGUGAGAACGAAAGGCAAGAGGAAAAACAUUUGAUGUAUGUUCAACAGAUAGGGGACGCGAUCGCCGAAGCUGAUGAACACCUGAAGUCAAGAGCUGACGAAGCCCCUUCGGUAGUGAACGGCGGACGCGCUAAGAGAGUAACCGAAGAGGAGAUUCUCGCAGCAAAGCAACUGAUCGAGCAGACCCGUACACAAGCAGAGCAGGCUCGGAAGCGAGCGGAGGAACUUCAGAUUCAACAACAACAAGCAGAGGAGGCUCUCCAAGAUCUACAGCAAGACGAUGCCAACCCCGACAACUUCUCUUCCGUCAGCAAUAGGGGCGGAUCAUUUACGAAAUUGGCAGCAGAUUGGAAACGAAAACAAGCCCAGCAGAAUACCGCUCCCGACGAUUGGAUUGACGGGUAUGCCAACGGAACAUUGAAACCUAUCUACACAGCGGGAUCCCGAUCGUCAGUGAAAGCAGACCUAGAGCCCUUUUCCGGAAGAUCCCUGGACUGGUUCGCGUGGAUCGACCUUUUCCGCGCUUUAGUUCACGACACAGCAAAAUCACCAGGGGAAAAGUUGGCGUUGCUUCAUCGUUACGUGAGAGGAGAUUGUCUCGACGUGAUCCAUGGCCUAGGAGGAGGAGAAGGAGCUUAUAUUGAGGCUCUGAUACGCCUCAAGGAGUCAUGUGGUCGGCGCGAUGUGAUGCGGGCCGCUCAUAUACAAGCCAUAGAAGGCCUCGAACUCAAAAACGAUCCCGCCAUCUUUAAAAGGUACGCUGAAAAGGUACGGACUCAUCUGUUUGACCUCUCUCGUAUUGGGGAGACGUCUUCUGCGGGAUUGAUUGAGAAGAUUUGCUUGAGGCUUCAGCUACACGACCGUCUAGCAUGGAACGAUGGCCGAAAAGGAGGUUUGGAGACAAGAAGCUUAAAUACGUUUGGAGUUUGGCUUUGUGAGAGGGCUGCUGCCUAUCAAAACGCUUACAGUAUAGCGGCUGAACAGACGAGAGCGGCUCAGAAACCCAACGUACGCUUUGCUGCCCGUGCUAACCCAGUUUCUUCCAAACAAUCAUCCACGCCACAAACCUCAUCGAAAUCCGCUUCACGCCCGUUUUGUUUCAAGUGUGAAGGUGAUCAUAAACUCGAGAUUUUCGGCGCCUUUAAAUCAUCUUCUGUAGGGGAUCGUGUCGGCUUCUGUGCAAAGCAUCGACUGUGUUUUGGUUGUCUGAAACCAAGACAUUCGAUCCGUUUCUGUCCUCAACGGAAGCCCUGUAGUCAAUCCGGCUGCACCUUGUUUCAUCACGCGCUACUACACGACGUCAAUCGAGCUAAUCCGGAUACUUCCAUCACUGCGCGUCCAGCUAAUCUACUCAGCGACACCGGAAGAAAUCGAAGAGUGGCGAUGGGAAUGAUGCGGCUCAAGAUACAAGAUGCAGACGGGCACUGGAUAACGGCAAAUGUUUUCGUGGAUGAAGGAAGCGACUCCACCUUGAUGCGGCAAGGAUUCGCCAAACUCUUGAAGCUUCGUGGCGCUCAUCACAUCCUUACCGUCGUCGGAGCCGGGAACGUCAUCAACCACUACCCCUCCCAGCGAAUCAGUUUCGGCAUUAGAGACUCAGAUGGAUCUAUCGUCGCCAUUACCUGCUCAACGUUACACACCGUGGCCAGUGAUACACCUGUAACCGAUUGGCCAGUUCUAAAGAAACGUUGGAGCCAUCUAGCUGAUCUACCAGUGACGAUGACAGGUGGUAAAGUGGACAUAUUAAUCGGUACUGAUCGUUCUCCUCUCGUCACAGCAUUGGAAUCAAGAAUUGGCGGUGAUUAUGAACCUACGGCAGUCCGAAACAGGUUCGGGUGGUUGAUCCGAGGAGUGGUGCAGGAUGGAACCACAAUCACAGCUGUCAGAACCAACACCAUCAUCGGAUCGACCCAAUUGGCUCAACUUACCGACGUGAUGAGACAAUUCUGCGAGACAGAAAAUUUCGGCACCGAAUAUCAAGUCGCCGGGAUGUCGGAAGAUCAUCGAAAGGCCGUCUCAAUUUUAGACGGUGAAACCCGGAAGUUGAAUGUGGGAUAUGAAGUGCCCAUUACGUGGCGAGAAGGGGAGCCGAAUUUGAUGUGCAAUCGUCGGAUGGCCGACGACCGGUUCAAGAGUCUGCUGCGCCGAUUUGAACGCGAUCCAGAGUUCGAAGCCGAUUACAGAAAAGCCAUGCAGAAGAAUUUUGAAAAGGGCUACGCAUCUUUACUAUCCGGUACAGCUGCAGAAGAAGCGAAAUACUUACUACAGGGAAGUGUUUAA